GGCUGAGCUCGUUUACCUCAAGGAAGUUAGCGGCGGAAACCCGGGUAGCAGUGCUGAAGAGAUACCGCAGGCCUAAUGGCGUCUAAGGAAGCUAGCGGCAGCGAUGGGAUAGGGCAAGGGGUCGAGAAACCCGUCACCUAUUAUCGGUUGGAGGAGGUGGCGAAGCGCAACUCCUCGAAGGAGAUAUGGCUGGUGAUUCACGGGCGAGUCUACGAUAUCACCCGCUUCCUUAACGAGCAUCCUGGUGGAGAAGAGGUUCUGCUGGAACAAGCUGGCGCAGAUGCAAGUGAAAGCUUUGAAGAUGUAGGCCACUCCUCUGAUGCCAGAGAAAUGCUCAAGCAGUACUAUAUUGGGGAUGUGCAUCCGAAUGACCUUAAACCUCAACAUGGUAGCAAGGAGCCUUCAAAAAGUAACGAGUGCAAAAGUUGCUGGUCAUACUGGAUUUUCCCCAUCAUAGGCGCUGUUCUCAUAGGUUUCCUGUAUCGUUAUUACAUGUCGGAAAGCAAAUCAUCCUGAGGAGACCAUGGUGAAGUCUGGAGAGUAACCACUUGGAGUGAAAACUAGAGACUUGUUUGGAGGCUGCAAUGGUGCCCUCUUUUAGAAUCCUGCCAAUUGUAUUCUUACCCCUGGGAGCCCAGAUGGUUGGCCAGACACCCACCCAGAUCAGGAGCGCUGUCCUUCAUCUCUCGAGCUUUACUCCCAAAAGCCACCUUCUCAUUCUUCAUGGUUCUUGCCAGCUUUCCCUUUCUCCCCUGCUUUCCUCAGUACCUUCACAUUUUCUAACUUUCUUUUAUAAUUGCAGUCUGUAUGUCCUGGUGCAUUGCUCUUAGGCAAAAAAUGCUUUUCAGUCUAUACGUGCACAGUAGAUAUUCUUAACAGGGUAGCACACUCUGGUUUUGAAGCUUUUCUUAUUCCGUGUUUCUUUUAAACAAAUAUAAAAUUCCGACUUAAUUCGGUUAUUUUAAAUAAGGGGUUUUAUUCAUUCAGCUGCUCACCUAUAAUUUAAGACACAGCUGCCAAUUGAUCAUCCUCCUUGUUUCUAUUUGUUAAGACUGCAAAAAGGCUGUUCUGCCAGCCCAGCUGGAGUAGCAGGUAGCUUUUGCCUCCCACUAAGACCAGGCUGUUUUAUUAUUCCCAAGCUUGUAUUAGACAAAGCUGUGCUUCCUAUUUAUUUCAUGGGAAAAAGAAGAGAUGAAGAAUUGAGAUGUCAGGGUAAAUUCAGUCAUUUUUCCUUUGAAAAAUAUAACUUUAGAAAGCACACCAAAGAUGCUAGCCUUCUCUUUCACCCCAGUUUCUAGUCAUCUUUUUCUCCCCACCCACCACCAUCUUUUAUUGGUAAAAUAAUGUCUAUAAUUAUUUCUAUAGAGCUUUGCCAGAACAUUUUGAUGCCUUUCUGUUUAGUGAUUAGCAAAAUUUUUAUUCCCCUCUUUACAAGAGGCUCGCAAUUGAUCCGAGAUAUAGGUUUUUAUCUUGUUUUGCCCCUGUAAAGUAACUCCCAUAGUAAAAGGCAUUUGAAAGCGGGAGAUUGUGAUGAGAGCGUUUUCCAUUUCACCUCUAUUUCAUCCUCUGGCUCCAAUUUGUGGUUUUAUUCUAUUUUUCCAUUAAGAAUAAAGAGAGAGAGUUUUUUUCUUGAAUGAGUGUUUCAUUGAGGAAUAGGUUGAUGAAUUUCCCUGGCAUACUUUGACUUUUUUCCUGUGGAAACUCCUGAAGACACAGCACAUGGAUGGUUUACUGCCAACAACACUUUGUAGUGUUUUUUUCCCCAUCCUUUGAGGAUGACAGGCCUGUCUCCAUUGUCAUGUAGAGGGAGUAGCUUGGUUUAAGGGACCACAGUUACUCUGGUUUCUCCUCCCACUUCUGGCUGGCCAGGGACUUGACAAGACAGGAAACUACCCAGCAUACCAGUAUCUACCCAUGCAAAGUAGUUAAGAAAAAGUUCAACUCAGGUCUUGUGUCCUGUGACUUAGCAGUUGAAUGAAUUCAAGAUUCAUCAAAAUGAUAUUAACUUUAUACUUGUACACAUGGAUAUGACAUUAUGGAGUAAUUUUAAGAGAAUUUUAGUCUUUUUUUAUAUAUAUCAGAUAUGAGCAUAGACAAACUUAUCUUUAGAAAAUGUUUUGUAUGCAUUAUAUGAUGCGACUUAAAGACAAAUUAUUGACACAAAUCUUUGGUUAUUAAGUAACAUAAGCUUGGUGCUCCUCCACUUGAAGGCAAAGAAGAGUUGCCUUGAAUAAGAAUUGGUAUAUAAUUUCUAUAGUAGUUAAGUUGUGUGAUGAUGUGAGGCAGGUAAAAACAAAGAAGCAUUGAGAAGCUGGAAAAGGAACAUUCAAGCUAAAACUAAGCCAGGAGAUAAUUCGGAUCAUUAUGUUGGCAGUCUCCAGUAUUGAAUGAAACUCAUCUGGCUUGAAGAAACAUUAAAGAAUGAAGGUCUUAUGUAAAAUCGGUGUUUUUGGUAUUUUUAGAGUAAACAACAAUGCAAAGGUAUGUUUUCUACCUUGCAUCGGUUGUCUUUUCCCAUUUAUAUCUUGACUUGCUCUAACUCAGCCAGCGGGAAAGAUUUUCAUACUUUGUUUCUACCACCCAUGAAAUAGUUCUAGUCCACUGGAUUUCUUUUGAACUACUGCUAAUGUGAUGCCACUUUAUAUUAUUAAAAACCACUUUAGGGUCCAUUCAUAGUAGUUCCGUUGCUUACAUAAACAGCCAGGUGAAAGGUGGAGCUUGUGUGAGAGUUUGUAGAGGUUUUUCUAAACAAAUGAAUACAGUAUGUUAGCCAGAUCCCAUCAGAAAGGACUUUGGUUUUAAGAGGUAGACUUAAUUUCUCGCAACAGCCUCUACAUCAGUAGGUCAGAAAACCUCUCUGGAGAGCAAGUUGCAGUCAGUCCCUGUUGCCUGACCGCGGCCCCUGGAGCUGGUCUCUAGGGCAUUUACUUAUUUAUUGCUGAGGAAGACUAGCUGCUGCUGCUGCACUUCAGAUUGUACACAUAAUGUCUGGUGACCGACCACAGGAGAAGGUGAGGGAAAACAUGCCAACAAGAUAGGGGUAUAAAUGCUGGGUUUCUAAAACUCCUUGGCCCCUGUCUCUUUAAGAAAUGCUUUUGGUUUGCAAAUGGUUUCUACAUUUGUAAAUACUAGAAAGUAGUAGGGACAGAGUUUAUAUUGUAUUUAGCUACUUAUGGGACUGCUUCGGCAGAAACAGAAGUCCUCUGGAACCUAUAAUUUGAGCCUAUAAAAUUCUUUUAGCAGUCAUAAAUGCAUCUGUUGUGAAAUAAGGGCACUGUUGAGUUUAUACACAUUUAGUUGCGUUGUGGAGCGGUGAAAAAUGCUUUCAGGUCAGAUAUAUCAUUACUUAUGUUAUCUCAUGUUUGAAACCUCAAGUGAUAGCUAUUUGAUUAAAUUCCAUUUUAGGAGAUUGAAAUGCAGAAUAUUAAUGUUUGUUGCUUCCUUUCCCAGGAGAAAUGGAUUCAGACAUGUUUCAACAAGAAAUUGAUCUUUAAAAAAAGCCAUCUCAUUCCAUUGCCAAAUAUCACAAAAGUAGUAGGAAGUUUAGUCACAUUUGGCUGUUGUGCCCUGAAAGAGCCCAGUUUGGAAUUUGUGGGGGUGACCUCAGAGGGAGUUUCCAAGAAGCAGAGAGGUACUUGUCAAGUGACCCACCCUCUUCCAGCAUCUCACUCAAUGAGCUGUAGAAGCUGCCCUUUACCCGUACCUAUAUAUUGGACUUGCUAUUUGGACAGAACGUUAUUUAACUUCCUUUCUUUUUACUUCACUCUCCACUGUGGACAAGUGAUAUUAACAUUCCUUUUGUGUAGUCAAAAAUGGCAUUUGUUUACCUAUUUUAUUUCAGCAUAUUUUGAACAAAGAUCUUUGUCUCUUUCUGCUGGAAUGUGCACACAGUGAAUGUUUGUUAGAACUACACACAAUAAAGAUACUGUUUGCCUUUU
This is a messenger RNA of Condylura cristata (star-nosed mole), 3938 nucleotides long. RefSeq names its product cytochrome b5 type B. The transcript has 5 exons. Lineage: Eukaryota; Metazoa; Chordata; Mammalia; Eulipotyphla; Talpidae. Gene Ontology annotation, cellular component: intracellular membrane-bounded organelle; mitochondrial outer membrane. Gene Ontology annotation, molecular function: heme binding. Bases 76 to 516 code for a protein of 146 amino acids. The record is from RefSeq and is a predicted model, not a curated record.